AGCCGGUUUGCACCGCGUGUGCUCGCUGCGAGUCGCGUGCAAUCCUAACCUCUCUUCAGUUCAGUUCGCUUCGGUCUCCCGCUGCAGUCGCGUCGUCUCGCCCGUCCACGUUGCGUUCCGUUUACUCGUCCUCUCGAUCCGCUUCUUUUUUCGGCGUCUGCUUCUUCCACUCGCGCGAAUGGUUUCGACCCGGUGGGAAGGAUUCGUGGCCCUCAUGAACUCGCUAGGAUUCCGCGACAGCUUCGCCGAGGACGUGCUCGCCGCCAAGAUGAUGACACAGUACUGCAACUUGGUCCACUAUUUCAACACCAUGAAGAACACCUCGUUAUAGGGCCGAAAACACCACGACUCUCGUGUUUGUGAAGGAUUUGCGUUCGAUUUUGAGUUGCACGACUCGCGCUUUAGAUUCAGCUCGUGUUUGUGAAGGAUUCGCGUUCGAUUUUGAGUUGCACGACUCGCGCUUUUGAUUCAGCUCGUGUUUGUGAAGGGUUCGCGUUCGAUUUUGAGCUGCACGACUUGCGUUUUUGAUUCAGCUCGUGUUUGUGAAGGAUUCGCGUUCGAUUUUGAGCUGCACGACUUGCGUUUUUGAUUCAGCUCGUGUUUGUGAAGGAUACGCAUUCGAUUUUGAAUUUCGCGCCGUUGAGUGUCGUCGAUACCUUCGAAAGUGCGUUGUCGUAAAAUUCUCCUAGAAAGUCUCGUUCCGAGUAUGGCUCGAGCGUCUAACACUCGAUGCUCGUGAAAAGUUUGUGUUGGAUUUUGAAUUUCGCGCCACGAGCUGCUGUCGAUACCGCCGAAAGUGUGUCAAUGAAAAACUAUUGAAACGACAACCCGUGGGUUUGAUCUGCUGGUGUUUGUGAAAGAAACACGCUCGAUUUUGAACUUCGCGCCACUGAGAAUCUUCGAUACCAUCGAAAAAGCGUCAUCAAUAAACUGAUCGAAAUAAUCUCUCGAUUUUCCCUGGUCGAUCCCCGCAUUGUUUGAAUUGUGACUUUUCCAACGCACGAAGCUCGCGCUGAGUCAGCGUUUCCAUAGUUUGCUGACGCCGUGAAUUUCCCGAGCUCUUUGAAUAUUUUCAUCGGAGAAUUUGAACGCAGCCUCAAAGCAGAAAAUAUCUGCUUCGGUUAUUGUUCUAACUUCAGCUGUUUAUUGUGAUUUAUAAUCCCUGCCGAAAAGAUACUUCCAAGCUGAAAAUUACGGUCGAACAUAUUCGCAUAUUUUAGCAACUUAGUUUCGAAAUUAGUGCCAGCCUCCGGUAUUCUCAACAAUUUUCAACUCCUUCAAUCGGGAUAAACCAUUGUGACUCGAAGAGUACAAGUGAAAUUUCGGGGAGUGAAAUGGAAAUACAAUACUUAAAAUAACAGCGAAGCGAUAGUGAUAACAACCGUUAUCUCGCAUCUAAAAAAGUACCCUCUGUUUUAUCUUUCAUCAUUCCAUUUGUUGACAAUUUUACGAGCAACUUUUAGGCACUACUUAAAACCUUAAAACUGCGCGAAAACCUGAGCUGUAAUAUCUCCAAGGAGGUUUUAUUUAAUUUUUCCCCACCUCGACGAACAGUGUCCAUCUUCGUGUAAGAAUUGAUGUUUUGAAACGAAUUAUUACCGCUCAACAGGAGAAAAAAAGACACAAUUCAGACAAUCGUGCGUCCUUUCUUGCUGAGAAGAAACUUUCCCGUCAAACCUGCAAAGUUUUUUCGCGAGUUUACAGCGAUUCUUCAUUCACGACCCCUUUUGAAAUUAUUCAAUUUUCCCCGAGUUGUAAAUCAUCCCACUUCCCGUUCCAUCUUUAGUUCAUAAACGUGUGUUCGCAACUUUGACGGCUAUAAAAACACAAAAUCGUGUGAUAGUUGUUUAUUUCCCACGGAAUCCGCGCGGAGUGCGCGUCAAAUCGCUCGCUCACGUCAGCUGCCGCGGCACCUGUUGCUCGCCCGACGGGGCCUUGACACGCGCGGUCCAGCGAGGCUGCGCCCGGCUCUGCCGCAACCCGCCAUCUCGCGCCUGUCGCGGCUGCAACCCGCCUUCCCGCGCCCGACUCGGCUGCAACCCGGCAGUCCGCGAUGACGUCCCGCAACGCGACGGACGUGAAGGCGAAGCUGCCCGUGGAGGUGGACGACGAGAAGGUCCAGCUGAAGCGGAAGAUCACGCUGCCCAACGGAGUGGCCCUCAUCGUCGGCACCAUCAUCGGCUCCGGCAUCUUCGUGUCCCCCACCGGCGUCUUCCAAUAUACCGGGUCAGUGGGCUCGUCGCUGGUGAUCUGGACGCUAUGCGGGAUCUUCUCGACGAUCGGGGCCCUGUGCUACGCGGAGCUCGGGACUUGCAUCUCGCGUUCGGGCGGCGACUACGCCUACAUCCUCGAGGCGUUCGGCCCGCUGCCGGCCUUCCUCCGCCUAUGGUCGGCCCUCCUCAUCAUCCGGCCCACCACCCAGGCCAUCGUCGCCAUCACCUUCGCCCAGUACGCCGCCAAACCCUUCUUCCCAGGGGACUGCAAACCCCCGGAGCAGGCCGUCACCAUCCUCGCUGCCGCCUGCCUUUGCCUACUGACCUCCAUCAACUGUCUUAGCGUGCGAUGGUCCAUGCAAGUUCAAAGCGUCUUCACCACCGCGAAACUCUUCGCCCUGGCUGCCAUCGUUUUCUUCGGCGUCGGUCACAUCCUGCUCGGUAACACGGAAAACUUCGAUCAUGCCUUCGACGGGGAUUACAACCCAGCCAACAUCGCACUUGCCUUUUAUUCGGGUCUCUUCGCGUUUGGCGGAUGGAACUAUCUUAAUUUCGUUGUGGACGAGCUACAAGAUCCUUUCAAGAAUCUACCGCGAGCUAUAUGGAUAGCGAUGCCGAUCGUAACAAUUGUGUAUGUGACAGCAAAUCUGGCCUACUUUGCCGUGGUCCCUGCUCAUGAAAUGCUCACCUCGCCAGCUGUUGCAGUCUCAUUUGGGGACCGUAUGUUCGGACAAGCACGCUGGGCUGUCCCUGUUUUUGUGGCCUUGUCAACAUUUGGAGGAGUGAAUGGUAUUUUGUUCACAUCAGCUCGUCUGUUUGUCACUGGUGCUCAAGAGGGACAUCUUCCUCCAAUAUUCUCCUUCAUACACGUAAAAAGAUGCACUCCAAUUCCUUCCCUUCUCUUCACAUGUUUUAUGUCUCUCUUAAUGUUGUGUUCUACCAAUGUAUUUGUUCUGAUCAACUACUUCAGUCAAGUUUUGUGGCUGUCAGUUGGAGUAUGCAUAGCAGGUCUCUUGUACUUGCGCCACACCAAACCUGACAUGCCACGCCCCAUCAGAGUGCACACAGCUCUACCCAUUAUGUUCCUCAUUUGCUGUGUCUUCUUGGUGUCUGUGCCUGUCGUGGCAGAGCCAUUUAACACAAUCGUUGGAUUACUUAUAAUUCUCUCUGGAGUGCCUGUGUACUACAUUGGUAUCAAAUGGAAGACAAAACCAUUCGCAUUGAAAUCAGCACACAAUGACUUCACUGUUUUCUUACAAAAAGCACUAUUCGUGCUGAGCCCAGAAGAGUCAGAAAAUCCUGUCAGUCUCUAGGCUAGCAAUGGAUGAUGGAGGAAUUCUAAACAGCUUGGAUCCAACUCUUAGCUUGUUUGCUCUCACAUCUCUAGAGGUUAAUGUCAUCUGCAUUGAACAUCUUGGAGGAAAAUGAUCUCAAUUGGUUAAGAGUAUUAAUUUUGUAUUUCAACUUCAAUUGCCCGACAUACCAUCUGUUCAACUUUUACGUUAAAACCAACACAAAAAUGAAGUGUUUCUUAUUUUUUAAUCUUGCCAUGAGGCUCCUCUCACUUAUCUGGUGCUCAUCCUCUCUUAUUGCUGCAGCUUUUUAUUAACAGCUGAAAUUCUUCACUCAGAUAGUUGGCAUAUUUUUGUAUGGUUAAUCUCUGCAAUUAAGGCACUCAUCAAGCUUUAGCCAUGAUGCUUAUAUAUUUCAUUUGCAUAAAUUAUUUUUAAUCUCUGGCCACUAAUUUUUUUUUUUUUUUUUUUUUUUUUUUUUUUUUUUGGUGCUACAUAUUUUGAGGAGCAUUUUGUUUAACGAGGAGACUGAGGUAAUAAUAGGACAAAUAAAGUUUCCGACUAUGUGCAUUUUUUUUAAAGUAUUAUUCUCCUUGCAGAAUGUUAGUGAUCUUUAACUUUUUUAGUUGUCCUAUAAAGUAUGAUUAAAUCAUAAGGUGACUUGAAUUUUUUAAAAUUUUACCUAACUUCAUGUGGCAAAUAUAUUAUUUGUAAGUUUUAGAAUGUGGGUUUGUUGAAAUUGGUCUUAUGCAUUAGUUUUAUUCUGCUCGGAAAAAAAUGUUAAAUUCCAAAACAAACCUUUUUUCCUGUGGUAGCUCAAAGUGCUGGAGCGGACGAGGGUUAACUAAUGUGUUAUUUUAGUUUUAAAUUAUUUUUGUAUCGCCAUGGUUCAGUUUUUGGAAUCCAGCUCAUGCAUUUCAGUUUUAUGAUUACAAAUUGUAUUUUAAAAUCAAA
This is a messenger RNA of Bemisia tabaci, 4459 nucleotides long. It is a transcript of the gene JhI-21, whose product is annotated as Juvenile hormone Inducible-21. The record is from RefSeq and is a predicted model, not a curated record. NCBI's taxonomy places the organism in Eukaryota, Metazoa, Arthropoda, Insecta, Hemiptera, Aleyrodidae. Gene Ontology annotation, biological process: amino acid transmembrane transport. Gene Ontology annotation, cellular component: membrane. Gene Ontology annotation, molecular function: L-amino acid transmembrane transporter activity.